AUGUCUAGAGCCCAGGUGGAGGGUGGGAAGAAAGUUGGCAAUACGGAACACUACACGGCAUCUGAUUGGGUCGAUGACAUCAAACUGGCUCAAGAGGCUCAUAUCGACGCCUUUGCCCUGAAAAUGGCCAAGGGAGAGCCUAUGAACACCAAGGCCAUAGCCGAUGCUUUCUCAAAUGCGGAGGCUCUAGGAUUCAAGCUGUUCUUCUCUUUCGAUUAUGCCGGCCGGGGUCCCUUUUGUAAGGACGAAGUGAUCUCCUGGAUUAAUAAGUACGCUCCUAGUAGUGCCUACUUUAGACACCAAGGAAAGCCUUUCGUCUCGACAUUCGAAGGACCCGACCAAGCUGAUGAUUGGGUCGAUAUCAAAGCUACUACUGGGUGCUUCUUUGUGCCUGACUGGUCCUCUUUGGGGGCUGGUCCUGCUGUUGAGAAAGCAGGUGGUGUUGUUGAUGGGCUCUUCAGUUGGGCUGGCUGGCCAUGGGGCGAUCAGGACAUGGACACUUACGUCGAUGCCUCCUAUAGGAGAGCUUUGGACGGCAAAGCCUACAUGAUGCCUGUCUCCCCAUGGUUCUAUACCAAUCUCCCUGGGUAUAGCAAAAAUUGGCUGUGGCGCGGGGAUCAUCUUUGGUUCGAUCGCUGGAUCCAAGUCAAUACUUUGAUGCCCGAGUUCGUUCAGAUCAUUUCGUGGAACGACUACGGCGAGAGCCAUCACAUUGGGCCGAUCCGAGAUCACGCCCUUGUGGCUUUCGAUACUGGGAAAGCACCUUACCGAUACUCCCUCGACCACCAUGGCUGGCGGGUGCUUCUCCCGUUCUCCAUAGAUCGAUACAAGAACAACAAAGCAACAAUCACUACUGAGGGCGUCUCAUUCUGGUAUCGCACGACCCCCAAAGGUGCUUGCGGCACGGGCGGUACCACGGGCAACACAGUCUCACAGCUCCAGAUGGAGUUUCGGCCCAAUGACAUCAUCCAAGACUCGGUCUUCUUCACCGUUCUUUCGACUGAUACUGUGUCUGUCACCGUCUCUAUUGGGGGCGUGUCCUCCAAGGGCGUCUUGAGAGACUUGUCUGAUGGUGGGGCCGGCCUCUACCAUGGCAGCGCACCGUUCAAUGGGCGCACAGGAGACGUACGGAUCACCGUCACGCGAAAGAGUGUGACCAUCGCCGACGAGACUGGCCCCGCGAUCAAGAACGACUGUCACAAGGGCAUGACAGGGUUCGACGCCUGGGCUGGUGGCGGCCUGACCUCGAGAGCCCCUAGUGCCCUCGACACGCCUUCUUUGGAGAAUGAAGUGUGUAUCCGCGGCACUGGCGCGAACGACUUUGAUGUCUUGUGUCGGACCACAUGCUACUGGGGCUAUUGUCCUGAGAGUGCUUGCGUUUGCAGAGCCACGGGCGCUCAGAUCAAGCUGCCUCCAGAGACUCCCGGAGAGGUCCAUCCGGCCGAGGGGUUGAACUCGAAUUACAUCGGCCUUUGCAACUAUGCUUGCCUCUACGGAGCCUGCUUCUCAACUUACUGCGGCAAGGACGAGUACCCCAUGAUCGAACCGACUGUAUCUCCUUUCAACCCCCCAUCCUGCACCUCGGGGACUGGUGACGGGGACUGGGCGGCGCUUUGCAGCUUCACCUGCCGCCAUGGCUUUUGCCCUAUUGCCAGGUGCAAGUGUACAGGGCAAGGUUCUCUCAACCUUAUGAACCCGUCUCAGGCGACCAAAGCUAUAAGCCGAAUCGGCGAAGACCACGGCCUUUGUGCGUUCGCCUGCGCCAGAGGUCUCUGUCCCAAGAAUGCUUGUGACUCGAGUGGUGGCGACUCACAAGAGCAGACUGACCCUCCAGUGGACCAGGUGGAAAUGCCUCACCUAGAUAAGGACUGCUACCGAUUUACCGAGUGUGUGGAUUUGGACAAUACCCAAGCCUCUAGCUGUCGCGAUGGCUACGCAAGCAUGUCGUUUGAUCGGGCUAGCUGCUCGGGCAAUUCGGGGCUCCCUAUUUGUUGUAAGAACAGCGCUCUUCCUAUGGAGUGUACGUGGAGGGGAAGCGGCGGAGAUUGCAACGGCCAGUGCCACAAGGGAGAGGUCACCCUUUUCGAGUCGGCGAAAGGAGGUGACCCUGGAGAGAGUGGCGAUAGCAAAUGCAGUCGUGGACAAAAGGUCUUCUGCUGUGAACUUAGCACUUUCAGCGCCAUGACCAGCCAAUGUCGUUGGACAGAAUGCUCUGAGAAGUGUGCGGGAGAUGAAACAAAAGUAGCCCAGGCUUCGGAGCUAGAGGGCAAGUGUGGUCUGGGAACUUUGACUAAUAGGUAUUGUUGCAAGAACAAUCCUCCUCCCUUUUCCAACUGCCAUUGGGUUGGACAAGGUGACUGCGCAGACAACACCUGCAACAACAAGGAAGUCACCCUGAUAUUGGAUCAGGGUGGCGGAGACGGCAACCUUUGCUCCUGGUGGAGGAAGAAGUCGCUCUGUUGCACACCGGAGGAGGCCGUAUUUGGCAAUGGAGUAUGCCCCAACCCGUAUUGCACUAUACUCAUCGGCGACUGUGCUCCGGAUGAGUGGGCCGAGGAUGAUGAUACCGACGAAGACACGUGCGAUGAUCACGAUGAACUUCGCCGAGACGAAGGAGCCUUGGCUGAGUAUGAUGCCUUGUCUCUUCUAACGCUCGAAGACGGAUCCCUUCUCGAAAAGAGAGCGAAACGGAGAAGAACCUACCAAGCGGUUAUCGAAGAUAUCAUUCAAAAUCUCAUUGAGAUCAUCAUCACAGCCAGGGCAUAUCCUGGGUCGGGCACACUCCAUUCGAACACACGAGGCGACCCGGCGUCAGACGACAUAUUUGAGUUGGCACCUGGGUGUGGAAAUGUGGAUGUUAUAGUAAAGGACCGAAAGACUUUCACAAAAAAACAGAUUUCGGCAGCAUAUGACAAUGAACAUAAUCCCGAUCUGCAAUUCAUGUCGGACUUUCUGCACACACUGGGCACUGGUGAGCUCCCAGACCUCUCGAGGACAGUCAACGGCUUCAUCGACCCCAAAGAUAUCGAGUAUUGGUGGGACGCGCCGUUCCCUUUUGGAACUUUCCCUACUCAGGGUACUAGUAGAUGCAUAAACUCUAUCAACGACUUCAUCAUGGACUUUUUCGGCUCGCAAGGGAACAGGAAGCCUCUACUCCUCUGCGAACGCCGACUGAACCAGAUGAAAGGCAGAAUCUUCAAUAGAGAAAUGAGGCCGGUCAACGACGUUGUAAUGGCAGGACUGCGAGAUGAUGCGUUGAGUGGGGAUACGCAGGCGGAAGAGACGAUGUUCGACAACAUUGCGAGAGCGAUUGGAGUAUGGAACUAUUUGAACCAUCCUGACGCGCUCCCAACUGUCAGCACCAACCGUAACAACUUGAUCGACGGAAGCGGUCUCAUCGGGCGACUCGUCCCAGCUUUUGCCAGAAUGCGUUAUAUUCUCAUGGAGUUUGACGAAAACUGGUACAACGAUGCGGCAGAAAGAACUAGGGGCUGGGUGGACGAAAUGCUGGACCUCAUAUUGCAAGACCUUGACGCUCUAAGUCAAGCCGGGAGAGCGCCUCCGAAUGAGUUUUCUAUCAGGGCUAGAGUGGCGCGCUUGCUAAACCGGAGAGGCGAUAUCAAGCCGCCGAAAAGGUGA
Molecule: messenger RNA, 3639 nt
Organism: Colletotrichum aenigma
Lineage: Eukaryota; Fungi; Ascomycota; Sordariomycetes; Glomerellales; Glomerellaceae
Gene: agn1
Product: Glucan endo-1,3-alpha-glucosidase agn1
Exons: 8
Coding region: 1-3639 (1212 amino acids)
Biological process (GO): mating projection tip cell wall disassembly
Molecular function (GO): glucan endo-1,3-alpha-glucosidase activity
Source: RefSeq, a predicted model, not a curated record